AUGAUCAAAUCUGUUUUGAUACCUUAUGAUAAAUAUAUCAGACUCGAAAAUUCCACGCGUAAAACUGAGGAGGGUAAUAACAAAACCAUAGAUCAGUCGCCAACUAAUACUGAUAAAAUGGAUGGUGGAAUAGGUACACGUAAACCUAGUCAAACGAAGCAAGUUGAUUCCGGGAGUAAUGAUGCAUCUACGUUUUCCUCGGAAAAUAAAUUGGAUGCCCCAUCCGAUAGCGACUUUAAGGAAGGGACCUCGAGUAAACAAAAUGAUGACACGGGACUAUCAACCAGUGAUGAUGAUGAUGCAAUAGGGAUGCCUAGCUAUACCGAUAAUACACCUAGGUUCAUUUACAAAAGAAGCGCCACAUCGUACAAAGUACCGGGUAUUCCGGCCAAAGCUCUUAAGAGACCACGUAAAAACAAAGCAAAAUGGCUGCCAUUUUAAACACUCUAUUAGGACAUAUUUGAAUACAAUGAUGUGAAUAUCACCCCUGUAGGCAU
Owenia fusiformis is the source of this 497-nucleotide messenger RNA. Lineage: Eukaryota; Metazoa; Annelida; Polychaeta; Sabellida; Oweniidae. The record is from the annotation of a GenBank genome assembly.